GGCAGACGUUGCUCCACCCUCCUAUGUUGUCAGAGAAAAUGCACCGUCAGGCGAAAAGUGCGAUUUUGUGGUAAAGUUUUCACCUAAGUAAGUCGCAUGCCGCCGAGGUACAAAAGUGGCGGCCAAACAGGAAGAGUUUGGCCACACAAGAUUUACUGUUGUACCAACAGGGUUGAAACCUAGAAGAUGCCACUUCUGAAGCGAGUGGUGUCACCCGUGCAUGUGUCACGGGUGCCACUGGUGGAAGAGUGGGUCACGGAUGAAAAUGGCCGCGUGUACCCUGCACUUCUGCCCGCUACAUACCAACCACAAGACCUAGAGGCAUUUACCAACCUCACGCUUGCCAAUUUAAUUACUCAAUUAUCGUCGCUUUCUCGGCAUGCUGAAGAUUUAUUUGGGGAAAUGAUUGCAGAAUCAACAUUGAUAUUGAAUCGCACUGUGUCUUUACAAGGAAGAGUUGACAAAUUGUCAGUGAAAGUCAAGAAUUUAGAUAGUAAUGUAGAAGAAGUGUCGUUGCAAGACAUCCACAUGCGGAAAGCAUUCAAAUCAUCAACAUUGUUUGACCAACAAGUAGUCUCUAGGGAUACUAUUCCUGCUCCCAUGUUGGAAACCUAUCAGACCUGUGAACAGCCACCACCUCUCCAUCAGCUUAAUCCUUACAGGGACGAUGGCAAGGACGGUCUCAAGUUCUACACCGAUCCUUCAUACUUCUUUAACCUCUGGCGGGAAGAAAUGACCCAGGAGACAGAGCGAUUGAAACUUGACAAGAAACAGAAGCAUGCACACGGAGGGGAGCAUCGAAACGAGCCAAGCAAACCCAAAGGAGACGGUAGAAACAAGAGUAAAAAGGUGCCAAGAAUGACGUCCAACACUCGAGAACGACAAAUCAAGCUGGCGAUCGCACAUGGUGAAUAUAUUACACCACAACCGCAGUAUAGAACACCAAUGAACCAGCUGAAUGAGGGUAUAUACGACGAUUCGGUCGGCGUACAUGCUGCUGACGGGCGGCCACUACGGCCCAAUAGCAUAGAACUUCGUGGUCACUAUGGUAAUUCACAAACUGGGCUGGAUGUAAUGUAUGCCAUGAAUUCCCACCCCCAUGCCUACUCUCCGACACACGAGAUGAACCAGGCACUGCCAGCAUCAGACGGCCAGGGUUAUCCUCCUCCGUAUCAGGAUCAGUACUCAGGAUACCCACCACCUCCUUAUACUCCUGAUGGCACACUAUCACAGGGUAAGAAACCCCUAUCUAAUUCGGGCCGUGCUCCAUCAAAUCGACCAAAGGGCCCCCCCAAUCCACCCCACAGCAAUACCCCCCCACCAGGGGGCUCCCAGGGUACACCACCGUUACGUGGACCCCUUUCCCCGGGGCGAGAAACAUUACCUCCACCACCGCCUCACCCAGCGAGGAGACGGUUGGAGGCAGUGGUUGAUGGAAUCAAUCAGAGGGCAUCCAUGUCACCGGGACCCGGGCGACACACCCAGCCAGCCUACCACCACGAACAGGACCUUCCUCCACCACCACCAACACCAGACAAGUCUGGAGAACCUGAACCACCACCACCAUCACCACCCCCACCACCACCAGUGGCUCCUAUACAACCACCAGGACAAAUGGUUGGAGCACCAUCAUCUCCCUCUCCCCCACCGCUUGUGCCCAAUGGCAAUGCUCCAGGGGCUCCUCCACCACCACCCAUGCCGCCACUCAUGAUAAAUGGCGUCAUAAAACAACAGCCACAGAGUGUUUUAGCCAAGCCCAAGAAAGUUGAGAAGAAAGUGCUGCCCCCAGUUGAAGUUGAUGGUCGAAGCGAGUUACUCAAGGCUAUCAGAGAAGGUAUCCAGCUGCGUCCGAGGGUGGACGACGUCAAGACUAAGCCCAAGGAAGACCCAGACAGUAUUGAUGUUGCUUCCAUCCUGCAGAGAAGAUUUGCCUUUGAAGUUAGUGAUAGUGAAUCAUCUUCUGAUAGUGAGUCUGAUAGUGACGAGUGGGACGAAACCAGCGCAUAAAACGUCUGGAUGGAACCACUUUUUAGCUUCUUCAUGCGAGCUUCUGUCUUUUUUUAGCCGUUACAGACAGGAUCAGAAUAUUCAGUGUAUUCCCACAUACCAUGACUAAAGGAACUAGCACUCUACCAGAGUAUCAGUUGAAAUGAUGUUUCUUAGUCGGUACAAGUCAUGGUUCAGUAUGUAUCCUUUCUAUUUUGAAUGCUAUGGUAGCAGGUGAAACACUUUUAUGAUUCACUAUGUGUUUUGCUUGACCCCAAGUGAGACAAAACAGUAUGGCCCAUAUCAUAGGCCUCUGUAAGACUGGAUUUGUGUUUAGUCCUAUGAUGGUAUUGGUCAAAAUUAUUCAGAGACAGAAUUUAUAUGGAAUUGUGACCCCUUGUGGCACAUAAUGUGGCCUGUGGUUAUGAAAGUCACUAUAUACAUGGUGAAAGAUUUAUAUUCUUUUGGGACCAUGUAAUCUAUUUGUAUGGUUUUUCAACACCUAUUUAAUUUGUAAUUUAAUUUCCCACAGCAGGUAUGCAUUGGAAAACAAAUUAAGGAAGCUACAUUGUUAUGGAAUAUUUUUUAUAGUUUCUUAAUACAUUUGUAAAUUAGUUCCUUUAUUGUAUAUGCUUUUGUUUGUGAUAUCCUGUUGCCCUUCUCUUGUUAAUACAGACAUAACUAUUGUGUAUAAAUUUCUGGCUUAUGUUAAGUUCUAUUUCCAAAGACAAAGCUUUUUAAUUAAUAUAUAAAUCUAUAUAUAUAAAUUUCUCUCUGCUGGUGACUGUCCCUCUCUAUUUUUCCUGUCCUUUUGUCAUGUAUAUUAUUGACCGAUAGUAAAGAAAAGAUGCAAAUUGCAUCAGGUUUUAUGGAGAUUUUGUUGCCCUUUGUUGAGCUUUAUUAAGUUAUGUGUUUGUGAAGCUCACACUGUUGAACAUGUGAGUUACAUAUGUGCAACACCUGGCUGCAUAUUUUGAAUACCUUUUGAUAACCAGUGGCUUUUUCAGUUCAAGAAAGAGUAUUAACUGGUGACAGUUGAAGAUGAGGGUAAUCAGUCCCUCAGCCUUAAAGAAUGGUGACAGUAGUAGAGGAGGUUCAGUCCCUCAGCCUUGAAGAAUGGUGACAGUAGUUGAUGGGGUUGUCAGUCCCUCAGCCUUGAAGAAUGGUGACAGUAGUUGAUGGGGUUGUCAGUCCCUCAGCCUUGAAGAAUGGUGACAGUAGUUGAUGGGGUUGUCAGUCCCUCAGCCUUGAAGAAUGGUGACAGUAGUUGAUGGGGUUGUCAGUCCCUCAGCCUUAAAGAAUGGUGACAGUAGUUGAUGGGGUUGUCAGUCCCUCAGCCUUGAAGAAUGGUGACAGUAGUUGAUGGGGUUGUCAGUCCCUCAGCCUUGAAGAAUGGUGACAAUAGUUGAUGGGGUUGUCAGUCCCUCAGCCUUGAAGAAUGGUGACAGUAGUUAAUGGGGUUGUCAGUCCCUCAGCCUUGAAGGAUGG
Cherax quadricarinatus is the source of this 3474-nucleotide messenger RNA. The record is from RefSeq and is a predicted model, not a curated record. Lineage: Eukaryota; Metazoa; Arthropoda; Malacostraca; Decapoda; Parastacidae.